This is a messenger RNA of Bursaphelenchus okinawaensis, 6021 nucleotides long. The record is from the annotation of a GenBank genome assembly. NCBI's taxonomy places the organism in Eukaryota, Metazoa, Nematoda, Chromadorea, Rhabditida, Aphelenchoididae.
AUGGCUUUUGGUGGGUGAAAACUCUAUGUUUCUUGAAAUGUUUGAAAACAUGUCAUUUUUAAAACUGUGUGUCUUUAUAAAGUAUUAAACAUAAACUAAGCCUAAGCCCAAGAAUGUUCCCCAAAUUUUAAACUUUUCAGAAUUUGUAGUUAACCUGGCGCGCGCUACACGGCCGGCUACCGCGGCCAAGCCGCAAACGCCAGACCCAUGUGAUUCAACACCAGCACCCAAAACAGCACCACCUGGACCAAAAGCCCCACCACUCACAAAAGUAGUUCAACAAAAAGUGGUACCAGCAAAAGUUGUACCACCACCAUCAAAAGUGGUUACGCCUGCGCCAAAAAUUGGUACCGCAACACUUGCACCUGGUACUCAAGGAAGCCCUAUUUCUAAUAAUGUUGGUUUAAUAGUAUUUUCCUGGAUCGUUGUCGCUUUUAUUAGCUGGUGGUUUUUGACGAGGCAUUACAAACAGAAGGCUGAUAAGGAUAAGGUGGAAGCGGCCAAGAAGGCGGCCGAAGAACGGCGGAGAAGCGAACUUAAUGUGGGGUUGGCGAAUGGUACUGCUGGGUAUAGUAGGCAAGUUUUUUUUAAUUUUACAAGGCUUUUUUUAAUUAAUUAUUUACGACCUUUAACUAAUUUUAUAAAAAAUUUUAAAAUAUUGUUUUAGCCAGCAAAACGAAUGGAUUAACGAGGUCAUCAUCUGGUUAGCUUCUCAUAACUCCUUUCCUAUCGGUUUGACUGAUUUAUGGCUCAACUCCCUUAACGAUGUAGCCAAAAAACUCAGCGUUCCGGUUAGUUUUCUAUAUUUAUUAGCAAGAAGGUCAUUUUUAUUGGCUUUAUGUAACAUAUGGGUAAUGAUUAUCCGAAGUUACCUAAUAUUCAUGACGAUUACCUAAUAUUGAUGAACUAUAUAGCCUUAGAGAAAUUGUCAGAAAUGGUGUUGCGCAACGUUUUAUUAUAUAAUAUUGUUUAAUUUUGUAAUAAUUGCCUCGAUGUAAAACGACCCAACAAAUUACUGCGAGUGCUGGGAUCUCACUCCGACUUUCUGCGAGGUACUUACUACAUUUUAUGUGCCAUACCUUAUAGGUAUAUAAAUGCGUACUCUGCUGUAGGAGCCUCAUUAUAAGUUAUACCUAAGCUAAGCUAAGCCUAAGCUAAGCCUAAGCUAAGACUAAGCUAAGACUAAGCUAAGCCUAAGCUAAGCCUAAGCUAAGCCUAAGCUAUGCCUAAGCUAAGCCUAAACUAAGCCUAAGCCAAGCCUAAACUAAGCCUAAGCUAAGCCUAAACUAAGCCUAAGCCAAGCCUAAGCUUAUGCUUUUCCUUAAUGAAAACAGUUUUAUGUGCCAUAUUCUAAGAGUACAUAAGCCUACUUUGGUUACGUAAUAUGAUUUUUCUGCGGGGUACUACUUUUUACCUGCCAUACUUUAUGAGUAUAUAAAUUUGUAUUAUGCCGAUAGAAAUUAUUAAUUUUACCUAAGCUAAGCUGAGCUAAGUUUAAACUAAGCCUAAGCUAAGCCUAAGUUUAGCUUAAGCUUACGCAAUAUAUUAUUUUCCUGUACGCAAUAACAUUUUAUGUGCCUUAUUGCAAAGGUACAUAAAUCUACUCGGAUUACGUAAAACCUUAAUAUUAUAUUAACUAUAUUAAAGCGUGCAUAGCGUAACUUUACUAGAGAAAAUUGACAUAUUCCUAUAUAAUAAGCAUAACAAUAUGUGAAACUAUAACAAGUGUAAUCAUUUUAUAUAUCAUUCUUUUAUACAGGGUCAAAAUGAAGUGCUAUUCGAACGUGCUCAGUCGAUACCGGACGCUGACAAAUGUCCCCGACUCUCCAACAUUAAACCUCAUCGGAAUCCAAAUGGUCAAUUGGUGAGUAAAACUUUUAAAACUACUAUUCUAGGUAACAUUUUACUGUAAUAUGUGUUUUUUACUUUGUAUUUUUAAUGAUUUUAGAUAGUAAACGCUACUGUAAGAAUACCAAAAGCAAUACUACGUUUGAUAGCAUCAGAGAGUGUGGACAAUCAUGUAGUAGUUUCUAAUUAUGAAGCUACGGUGGAAGAUCUGUAUGGUGAGGUGGGUUGUUGUACACUUUUCUUAAGAAAAUUGAACGACUGGACUACUGUAUUUGAUUCUUAAUGAAAAAAGGUUUACUAUAUGUAAUUUGGUGUUAAGAAGUUACAUUUAUUAAGUAUUUUUGAUAUUUAUCUGUUAGAAUACAAAUUAAAAUGGCCUUUUAGUGUGAAGCAAGGUUGGCCUACAUAGCAGAAGAAGUCUACUUGAUGAGUUGUUUCAGUGGCCGACCAGAAAUGAGGGUUGUGCUGGUCGAUGUUGAUAAGCCGGUAUGUUGAACCUUAUAUUGUUAUAUCAUCUGCUCAGCUUUUUGGUUUAAAAUUUUAUAGUUAAAGUACAUAUUUUACAGUAAGCUACAGAUAAAUCUCUUUAAAUACAGUGGUGGUACAGUACUCUACAUAUAAAACAUAUAUAUAACGUUAGUAAAAUAGCUAACUUGCAGUACUAUGCUGCCUUUUCUUACUAGUAGUAGUACAAUGUCUAUACUAUACAGUAAACUUCAAUACAUCUAUUUACAGGCAGCAUACCAAGACAAUUCCGUGGACAAUCCAAAAGUAGAAGGUUUGAUUCGAAAGUGUAUAGCAUCGGCCGUUUUGAGUAUCAACUUUCACGAAUAUAUCUCCACCGUUCACAGAGAAGGCUCGUACAUACCGCAACAACCAAAUGCCAUUUCGAAUCAAACCGAAAGUUAUCGACAACAAAAUGGUGGACAUUUAAAUGCGGCUCAUGUAAGUUUUUUUUAUUUUUUUGGAUUUUUUUUUAAUUUGAAAAUAGUUUUAAUAUUUUUAAAUUUAAAAAUAAUUUAAAAUUUUUAUCUUUAGCCAUUUACUACAUCAAAUGCCGACUUUUCGUCGCUGAACAAGCUUCGUAUCAAAGUGUUGAAAGCUCAAAGGCUUAACAUUGGUGAUGGUAUGUUUAUCUUUACUUUAGGCCUUUCGCCCUUUACUGUAUUAAUAUCACUUUACUGUAUUAAUAUCACAUACCUAUUAGCCAUUUAUGUUUUCAAAAUUACGUUUUCUAUAAAGUUUUUGACCGAGCUAUUUUUCCAUUUUAGCUGAUCUUCAUCCAUAUGUGAAUGUUGAGAUGGAUGAACCAAACCAAAAGUUUUCUACGGUGGGAGCCAGUGGUGCUAAUCCAACUUGGGAUGAUGGUACAGAAUUGUAAGGCCUUUGAAGUUAAUUAAAAAUUUUAAUAUGGUACUAUUUUUCAAUUAUAUUAUAGUACUGUGAUAUAAUGUUUUAAAAGUAUGAGUAGGUAUAAUACUAUUAUAUUAAGUUAUACGUUUAAAUGUCAACGAGUACUAUUACUUAUAAGUCUAAGUAUCAUUUUACUGUCAUAUUGUAAUGACAAACUAUUUCAGUACGGUAAAUCCGAAAAGUGACGAAGUUUUGAUUGAAAUCUAUGGAGCAGCAGGCCCAAAGCGCAAAGAAAACGACAAAUUCCUAGGCUUAGCAAUUGUUGGAGUAAAUGAAUUACGAUCAUCUAGCGACGUUGUUCACCAUCUUCAGUUACAGAACCGACCAUACCAAAACGACCGGGUUUCUGGGGUUUUGAGCAUUCAGGUAAUCAGAGUUUCCUCGGGCUCCGGAGCCGGAACUAAAAUUUUAAAAAAGGCGGAGCCGGGGCUGGAGCCGUAGCCGAAAAUUGUCAAUUUCAGUGUAAAAAUGACUUUUUGUUAAGUUUUUAAACUUUUAAACUUCAGACAGAAUUCUACCACGAUGCAUCACAACCAUCAUCAUCCUCAAAACAUCUAUCAAAUGCCAAACUUCAAGAAAAUGAGCGAAAAAGACUGUCCCAACAAUUCAAAGAAAGCCCAUUGUUCCAUACGAUUCAAACUGAAAACCUGCCCGUAGGUCAAAGUCAACAAAACUCACCGUUGAACAUAACGGAAAGUGGCAAGGACUUGACCGAACUUGUCGAUCGACCUCAUAAGGAGCCGUUAUUGAGACAAAAUCGAGCUUCGGUUCGAGUGAAGGAACGACCAACGGCCGAGAUUAUCGACCAAUCGUGGGACGUGGAUGAGAAUCAACCACUUAUCGACAAUUCUCGGGAACAAAGUCUAGGUGUUGAGGAUGAUAGAAGAGGUAAGGAAAGGUUUUUUAACCAAGUAUUUUUGUUUUGAAAAAAUUCUGAGUUUUGAAUGGUUUUUUGAUAUUUUUUUCACGCUUUUGCAUGUUAUUUUUCAAUAUUCUUGUGGGUUUUGGAAGCUUUUAAAAAUUAUUAAAUAAAAUUUAAGUUUGAUUUAAACUCAACAAGCAUUUAAAAAUAUUAGUUCAACGAUUUUCGGCUGAAAAUCAGCAAAAAAAGCUUUUUAGCAGCGAGUGGUUUCGAUCCACCGACCUCUGGGUUAUGGGCCCAGCACGCUUCCACUGCGCCACGCUGCUACGGGCCGACGUUCUUUUCUUUUCCCUUUUCAUUUCUCUUGUUACCUAAAAAAAGGCGAAACAAAGGUUUUUGAGUAACAGACAUUAGGUUUUAAACCGAAAGUGAUGAAAAACAACAACUUAGGCUAAUAUAGGUAUACAUCUACUUAUAAUUGUCAUCCUUUAGGAGUAAAUGCAUAUCUUGGCCUAAAAAUAAGACAUUUUUUCUUAAUGAUUUGAGUAAUAAAUAACUACAUAGUUAUAAAAAAUCUCUUUUUUAGCAUGUUGGCUUGUUCUUUCGGCUAACAGAUUGCCGCAGAUGUGUUAGAUAUAAAGUUUUAUCACUUGUAAGAAGAGUUUUAAAAAACUUUAAAAACAUGCAUAAAGAGACUUGAAGAGCAAUUAAAAAUGGCAAGAUACGUUCAAUUUCUUCAAACAUUAAACUUUUUUGAUUUUUAAAUUAAUUUUUUAAAUAAAUUAUACUUUUGGCAACGUUUUAAACACUAUAAAAUGCAAUUUCAGGCCGUGACAGAUCCAAAAAAGGUGGUCGGAAACGUGAACGGUCAUUUUUUGAAGAACUUAAAGGCCGGCUAACUGGUGGUAAGAAAUCUUCGAAGAAACGUGCACGAAGCUUGGACGACCAGAAUCCGCAGCUUGAAGAAGCGAUGCAGAGUUUGCCACCUAGUAGAGAUCCAUCUCAAACGCGACAAGUUAGGAAGUUGUGUAAGUUUAAAUUUUAAAUAGACUAUGUCAUAUUCUCUGGUACUUCACUUCUACCACCCCAUCCUACUUUACCCUACCCUCCCCUCGCUUAUAUAUAAAUAUCCUACUCUACCCUAAUUUAUACAUAUUCCGUAUCACCAAUUAUACUCUAAAUAUUUUUAGCCAGAGCAAAUACAGGAGACGAGUUCGAGCCAAGUCCAUCGCCUGUGAAACGAGAACCAUCUACACCGUCACAGUUGAUACUGGAACUAGGAGAGCCAGACCAAAACGAAAAGAAGUACUACUACAUUCCUCACGAAAUCCAGCCAGAUUUGGUGGCUAUUAAGUUUUUGAAACGCGGCAAGAAGUUGCAUAUUCACAACGAACAUACGUUCGUCGCUGUCAAGACCAAAGGGUAAGGUUUGGGUGUUUAGUAAAAAAAAAGGGGGGGGGAGUUCCCGGUGCUAGGAACUCUAAAGUGGUUGUUCGUAUUACUUACAGUAACAAGCAAAAUUUUAGCACAGUCGUAUGCAACGUCUGUCAGCGCAAAAUCUCAUCGACAUUCAUGAAACAGGCCUACCAAUGUCGCGACUGUCGUUUAGUAUGUCACAAAACGUGUCAUGAACACACUGCCAAACACUGUACAGCUCCGACCAUCAGUCAAAAGUUCAUGUAAGUCAACUUAUUAUUAUACGUUGAUCCGUAUAUGAGUAACUAUAACGUCUUAGUUAACAAUUCUACCAAACCAUCUGUAAAAGUUAAAAAAGAAAAUAAUUAUGAACAGCACUGUAUGAAAUUUAAAAAAUUGAUUUUAGAGUACAAGAUGUUGACUGGGAAGAAAUGCUGAGCCGAUUCCGUGUAGAAGAAUUCAUUUCCGGCGAAAAUCUUUAA